Messenger RNA from Trichobilharzia szidati, 721 nucleotides. NCBI's taxonomy places the organism in Eukaryota, Metazoa, Platyhelminthes, Trematoda, Strigeidida, Schistosomatidae. The record is from the annotation of a GenBank genome assembly.
GAGGCCGUUUGGAGUAAACACAGGAGUCGGACAAUGGUGCUUAUUAUCACCAAUGGUAUUCCUAAUUGUGGUGAACUGGAUUAUGCGUCAGACAGUGGGAAACGAGAAGACAGGGAUAUCCUGGACCGACGUGAAGAACUUAGAAGACCUGGAUCGUUACGGAUGAUUUAUGUUUGAUGUCACACAAAAUCGAAAACUAACAAGCGAAAACCGACAAACUGGUCGAAGAAGCAGCAAAGACAGUACUCCAGGUGAACAUAGACAAGACGGAGGUUAUGAAAAUAACCAACCAACCAACCAACAACAACAACAACAACAACAGCAACAUCCAGUGCCAAUCACCAUCAACGCGAUGGAUUUGAAAGAGGUUACUUCAUUCACUUUUCUAGGGAGCAUUGUCUCAACUACAGGAGGAACGGACGAGGAUGUCAAAUCGAGAAUCGGGAAGGCGAGAAACACAUUCAUCAACCUGAAACCAAUCUGGAAAUCUUCAUCACUCACCAUCAACAACAAAAUUCGGAUUUUCAAUAUAAACGACGUAAAGUCAGUUCUUCCAUACGGAUCAGAAACUUGAUGGGUCACAAAGAAUAUUUCCAACAGCCUGUUGCAGACCUUUAUCAACAACUGUCUUCGCCCUAUACUGAAGAUCUGAUGGCCACCGGAAAGAAUCACCAACAAGAAACUAUGGGAACAAACAAAACAAGAACCAAUCGCCCAACAA